Molecule: messenger RNA, 1407 nt
Organism: Ogataea philodendri
Lineage: Eukaryota; Fungi; Ascomycota; Pichiomycetes; Pichiales; Pichiaceae
Exons: 1
Coding region: 1-1407 (468 amino acids)
Cellular component (GO): nuclear speck; U2AF complex; U2-type prespliceosome
Molecular function (GO): pre-mRNA 3'-splice site binding; poly-pyrimidine tract binding
Source: RefSeq, a predicted model, not a curated record
AUGCAAAACCUUCCAAGGGGCCCAGGGGGGCCACAGCGGGACUACCGCGGCGGAAGAAAUGAUAGAGACGGCUAUCGCGACCGCCGUGACAAUCAUUACAGAGACUAUCGCCACUCAUACCGCGGAGACUACUAUGACCGACAGUAUGGUAGACCUAGAAACAAUAGACCCAGCAAUGGGAGACCGCACUAUUCGGACUCCCAGCCGCCCUUGCACAAGAUUCCACGCGUUUCGUUAUGGGACAAGCCUGCCGAAGGGUUUGAAGGAGUCUCUGCUGCCCGGGCCAAAGCUUGCGGUCUUUUCACGGAACCAGGAGCAAGUUCCAGAAGCACAGACAAAUCAGAGAUCCAAAGGCUUCUUUCGCACGCAACCACGAAUUAUCGCUCGUCUGCAUUCCAGGACUCGAAACUGACUCCGUUGGACUCGCGCAUGGCGAAAAAACUCGUUCUUACAGCGGAUUUCGCCGUGGUCAGACCUGAAAGAGUGAAAAAGUACCUUGAAAACUUCCUCUUGACAAACACCAUCCCCAAUGUUAGCUACGAUAAUGUCAAGCUUGACCUUCAGCCGACCGCCGACCGCAACAGGAUGAUUGUCAACACUACUCGUUCAAUGGUGGCUACCGUUCUUUUCGCAUUGACGGGGACUGACGUCCCUGAGCUGAAUACCAUGCUCACGUUCGACAGACCAAACGAGUACGUUGUUUUCGAUCCGCAGGACAAAACUGUUCCCGAUGAACCUCUGGACGAAGUCAUCGAGUGCAACCAGCUCUACGCCGUGAGAAACGUUCCAUUUGGCACUCCAAGGGAGGCUUUGGUGGACCUGCUUAAGCCGUUUGGCAAACUUCGGUCGCUCACGCAAUUACUGGACAAACUGUCGUACGAAUCAAAGGGAAUCGCAUUUUUUGAGUUAUUAAGCGACGACUCGAACGUUUUGGAUAGACUUCAAGAGCUCGUGAUUGACGAUCAGGAGCUGGAGGUGAUCAAAGUCUGCGAAAACAGUAAACACCAUUACACACAGUCUGCUAUUCUUUCUGCUGAGACGCUGUUUCCAACGUUGCAGAGCACCGAGAAAAUCUCCAAACACGCGGUCUCCAAAGUUGUCCAGUUCAUUAACUGUCUCCCAGUGGAGGAUCUGGUGGACUCGGUGAGGUACAACGAUUUCAAAGUUGCAUUCGAAACUGAAUGCGCUCUGCACGGGCAGUUUGAAAAAGUGGUCAUUCCCAAGCCACCAGCAGACUUCCGGCCAGGGAUGGCCACCAGACCCGAGGUUGGUCGGAUCUAUGUCAAGUUUGUUUCUGAGGAAGACGCGUCCAAGUGUGUCAGCUCCCUUGCUGGCCGCAGUUUCAACGGAAGAACGAUACUAGCGGCGUACUUUGACGAAGAGGAUUUCGACUCCAAUCUGUUGUGA